Molecule: messenger RNA, 3144 nt
Organism: Drosophila teissieri
Lineage: Eukaryota; Metazoa; Arthropoda; Insecta; Diptera; Drosophilidae
Product: cell wall protein DAN4
Exons: 4
Coding region: 214-786 (190 amino acids)
Source: RefSeq, a predicted model, not a curated record
CCAACAGCCCAGACCACAAAGAGCAGCAGUCGCAGUCAGUCGCACCACCGAUCCACCGAUCCACUGAUCCACCGCUGUUGCUUUUUUUGCACACAAAAAAGAAAGAGAUCCAUUUUUUUUUUCCGCUGUUUACAUUUUGGCCAAAACGCCACACCCACACACUCCCACGUCCCGCUCACACACACACACAGCCACACACGCUAUAAAGACAACAUGAGGCAGCCAAGUAGACAGCACAUCCUGGCGCUCCUGAUCCUCGGCAGCGCCGCCUGCCUCAUCAGCGCCGUGCCGCUGCCCGCCAACAGCAACUCCGAGCUGGACGUCCUCCAAAUCCCGCUGGCCAAUGGCAAGGAAAUCGAUGUCUUGACAUUGGGCGCCAAAGACCAAGAAACAUUGAUAGCCGAUCGCAACAAACGAACGAUUGGACUGCUGCGCGAACUCUUCCCCGACAUCACCAAGCAAAUCGAUGAGCAGGCGAACCGCAUCAUCUCCAAGCUGCUGAGAACCUUGGGACCCACGGUUCUGCGCACCGCCAUCCAGGGCAACACUGCGAAUGCGGCCAGGACCAGUUUCGAUGCCGACUUCGAUGAUGAUGACGAUGAGAGCUCCAAGAGCAGCAGCAGCAGCACCACCACAUCCAGUGGCGAUAGUGGCACCCGUGUGACCAUCGAACUGCCCACCUUCGAGCCCGAUGAUGACAACGAGAUCGAUGCGGAGAAGAGCAGUUCCAGCUCCACCAGUACCAGUUCCAGCUCCACCAGUACCACCACCACUGAGUCCACCUAAAGUGCGUUUCGUUUGCUACAACAACUGUGAGAUACUCGCAAAUGUAAUACACAGAGAAAAAAUAUCACCAAGCCGUGGCAACACAGCAUGUCGCUAAAAUCUUAAACGUUUUCUAGUUGCUUUCAAAGAUGUUCAAAAGUAUGCAGGCAGAUAUUUUAUAAAUUGAAAUUCCAUAAAUUCAUUCGAAAAUAUGGCAUUUCAUUUUGCACUGCACACUUUUUGGACUUCUAUAAGUAAACUCAAAAUUUUGUUGGCACGCCUGUAUGCAACUUUCGGUUGAUAUUCGAAAACUCUGUGAAGAAGAACUUUUGAAUUGGCAUUUACAAUUGGUUUCUCUUUUCCUCAAAAUUUCUCCGCGCAGCACAACAACAGCCACCCAACCACCCACUACAGAAAUUGAAAUAAAUAUUAAAGGAGAAUGAUCAAAUGAAAGUGAAGUUCUCAUUGAAUUGGCAUUGUUAACCAACACUUGAUUGUUUUGAAAUUACCUUUAGCACACUGGUUUCCAGAAACAUGCAUACUCACCAGUCUUCUCUCUCUCCCUAUCUCUCUAUCUCUGUCUCUGUCUCUUGUUUCCAACCUUCAUGCCUUUGUCUCUCUCGCUCGCUCUCCGUUCUCCUCUGUCUCUUUCUCUCUAGCGCUAUUUUCCAUCUUCUUUUCCAACUUUCCCCUGGCAUCCACUUUCAAAACUAUGAAUGUACUAUAUUUUCUGUUGCAACCUAUCCUGCCUUCUCAUGCGCACCCUCAUAUUCCACUUAGGUUAGUAGGUGUUUUUUUAAAAAUUACAAUUUAUAUAUUUUACAUUUUACAUUUAUAUUGUAUUAGUUGUGUAAGUCAUUUUUUAAUACAUUUCCAAAUAUACCAAUACCAAUUGUAUCCUCUGCGACUUUUUGCUCAAAACCGAAAUUUCACGUCUUUAGUGAUCUCAAAACUUUACAAAUUGUGUCUGAAGGCAUGCAUCUUUGUAUAUACCACCAUUAAUAAUCCCCUACCUGCUUUCAGACAUAUUUUUUGAGAGUUUUGAUAUACCUAGAGAUUUUCGAAACCCCGAAAUAAAAAUUCCAUACACACUUUUGGUGCCAAGACAGACUCGAAAAAAAGCGUAUAAAAUACCCAUUUAUCUCCAUUGUUCACUUUUGAUGCAAAGGUAACUUGUAGGUUUGGUUGGGUGUUCUUCCUACCACAGCACUCGUCUGUACACUCACCACACUUUCGAGUGCAUUCACAUACUCAGCUAUCUUUGCGAUCAUCCUCAGAUAUAUCCGUAACUCAGUGUACUCUCAUUUCCGCACUCAUUUUCGCCGUCCUCGAUUUUCCGCCCGCCGCAGAAUAAAGAAGCAAAAACAAAAGAGUUGACAAGGAUUUUCACGUUUAUUUUAUUUGUUGGCAAAGAAAGAGAUUCAAUUGUUAGCUUUUUUAGUACCUUAACGCAUAAAUGUAAACCCAAGGAAGCGUAUACGUAUAGUCGAUGUCUGAUCAAGUGGAUUUCUAGACUAAGCGCUCCUCUCUAACUCUCUCUAUCUCUUUCAAUCUGUGCUGUCUCGCUCCUUUUGUUUUUCUCUUUUGCUUAUUUUUGUAUCUUUUUCUCUUUAUUUUCAUGUUCCAUUAAAAACCCGAUUCGAUUUGUGCAAUGCAAAUAACUCACCACCAAAACAAUCAAAUCAAAUCAAUCAAAAAAAUUACGAACAACGAUCCACCGAAAACUGAUAACCGAUAACUGAUCACUGAUAACUGAUACCUGGUAACCGAUAACUGACAACCGCCAAAUGUAUACACAAAUACAUCGAACGCAUUUUGUGCACGUCUUUGAUAACUGCCCAUCAAUUAAUCGAUCGAUUUCGAAACCACAAUCGACAACAAUCGACAAAAUCGCCUGUGCAAAUGAUCAACCAAAACCACCUAACCUGUUUGUCUCCACCUAACCCCACAUUCACCCUAACCUCACAAACUAUGAAAUAACCUCACUUUUCGUGAACUCACCAAAUCUGAAAAAACACUGGAAAAAACAAAAACGAAAACGAAACCAAAACCAAAACGAAACGAAACACACACAAAACAUACUGUUGAACACACAUUACUCUUCUCCAAAAUCCUACGCUUUGCCUUUCCCUCCACCCCUCCACCCCUUGGGCUUCCCCACCACCCUUGAACCACCCACAAUUCCCCCCCCCUUCCCCUUCCCCCACACGCACAUAAUCAAUCUUAAAAUUCCAAAUUUCUAAACAUACACGCACAAUAAAAAACAAUGCAACAAAUGCCCUACCAAAUACCAAAAAAAAUAUCGCAAAAAAUCAAAUGACAAAAAUGCAAAACGCAAAAACCCACUGAAAACCCAAAAGAAUGGAGCCACCGAUACCC